Metarhizium robertsii ARSEF 23 is the source of this 966-nucleotide messenger RNA. Its product is annotated as isochorismatase family protein. The transcript has a single exon. Bases 1 to 966 code for a protein of 321 amino acids. NCBI's taxonomy places the organism in Eukaryota, Fungi, Ascomycota, Sordariomycetes, Hypocreales, Clavicipitaceae. The record is from RefSeq and is a predicted model, not a curated record.
AUGACAAUGGCCACCAUGUUGACCAAGGAUUCCACUGAGAAUGCCAAGGUUCUCGUUGGAACAGAGGGAAAUACUUGGAUUUGGUCUCCUGGUGGCUGGGACCUGACGCACCCGGCAGACCCAACAUCCAACUUGGCAGACAACGGCGUCUACCUUGAUUGUGAACUGGUCAACAUUAAAAUCGACCCAAUCAAGACGGCGUUGGUCAUCAUCGAUAUGCAGAACAUGGGCUUACAUAAAGCACUCAAUCCCCCGUCCGCUGCCCCCAUGUAUGACGCCCAGGACGCGAUCCUCCAAUACGCCAUACCGGCUGCGCGCAAGCUUGGUCUCCAGAUUAUCUGGCUUAAUUGGGGCCUGACUGAAGAUGAUCUCGCCACCAUGCCACCGGCCGAAGUUCGCGUGUUUGCCUUUGAUGUCAACACGGAAAAGGUCGACUACGGCCUUGGAGACCAACAUGGCGACCCCAACGACCCCGCAAACUUUCUCAAGUGCGGCGAACGGCCGAAUCUCACCAAAUUGCCAGGCACGGACCUAGGAGAAAUUGUACUCGAGGAUGGCAGUCGGGUCAAUGCUGGCCGGGUCAUGAUGAGGGGAACAUGGAACACGGCCCUGCAUGGACCCUUGGCUGGCGCGUAUGAGGAGGGCAAGAAAGCGGCCCGUCCAGACGUCUGGAUUCACAAGAAUCGCAACUCUGGUCUCUGGAACGACAAGUCUGCUUUAGGCGAGUAUCUGAGGGAGAAAGGAAUCCGUACCCUCCUAUUUUCGGGUGUCAACACAGAUCAGUGCGUCGGCUCUACUCUACAAGACGCCCACGCUCAAGGCUUCGACACCAUUAUGUUGAAGGACGGUUGUGGAACAGAUAGCCUGCCGUAUGCAAAGGCAACGUACGAGUUCAACUGUGCCCGAUGCUGGGGCUUUUUAACCAGCUGCAAGGCCCUUGCGAAAGCAGCCAAGCUGGACUAUUAG